AUGAAGCUAACAGGAAGAAAGGUGAACAUCCAAUCUCUAGUUAAAUCCCCCAGCUUAUACAUAGUAGCAAGACCCUCAUUCUCUGACGCAGAUCAGUUGUGCUAUAUUGAUACCAGACUGGAAUGUUUGGAGAAACUUUGUUCUGAAGUUGUAACAACUGCGUCCGGUGAACCGCUUAUAGACAAGAUGAGGUUCUUCCACGGCCACAGCCCAUCACGCCAAUAUGAAGCUAGUCAGCAAAAAGGAGGAAGUUACCAUUGUGCUGUGUGUGGUGCAAAUGCUCACCGUGCGUAUGAACUAGAUUAUGUGUUUCGUUGCCCACAUAUGUCUCUGGGUGAUCGACAGCGAUUGGUAUUAAAGGGCCCAUGUGGUAAGGUAAAUUCCUUACCACUUAGCAAAAUCAAAGAAACAUUUCACGGACUGACAAAACUCUUUGAUGGUGAUAAGAAGAAAGAGUUGGAAGAUCUACUGAAGAUGGAGUUGCACGGAGUUCAGCGAGUGCCGGCAUAA
This is a messenger RNA of Paramuricea clavata, 510 nucleotides long. Lineage: Eukaryota; Metazoa; Cnidaria; Anthozoa; Malacalcyonacea; Plexauridae. The record is from the annotation of a GenBank genome assembly.